CCAGGCAUCACACUGCUCCCUCCUCCCCAGGCCGAACUGAUGAGCAGCCUCAUUGAGUACUGCAUUGAACUGAGCCAGGUGGCUGAGCCCACAGGCCCCCAGGACAGUGCGACAGGCCCGCCCUCAGACCCCAGCUCCUCACCGGCUCCUGUUCAGCGCCCCAAGCUGCGGAGGCAGGGCAGCGUGGUGUCCAGCCGGAUCCAGCAUCUCUCCACCAUCGACUACGUGGAGGACGGCAAGGGGAUCAGGCGAGUGAAGCCGAAGCGCACCACGUCCUUCUUCAGCCGGCAGCUGUCCUUGGGCCAGGGGAGCUACACCGUGGUGCAACCCAGCGACAGCCUGGAGCAGGGCUGAGGACACCGCACCCGGCAGGAGGAGGGCAACUGGGGGCCCUGGCCCGGCACUGUCCUCCUGAGGGGCAGGGGCUGGCUGCAGCAGUCUCACGGGUCAUGCACAUGGGGUGGGCUGCCUCAGCAGAUUUCUCAGACCACAGAGAAGUGACUGGCCCCGGGCUGUGCAAAGCUGGCCAGGGUCUUCCGCAGGGCCCCUCUGCAGCCUGCCCACCCUUCCCCCAGACACUGGGCCCUGCUGCUAUCUCAGGACCAUCUGAUCAAGCUGCAGCUGCCACCUCACCUAGAAACAUGCCUUUGUGCCCACCUCAAGAUGGGCAGUGUCCCUGUUCCAAAGUACCCCGGUGGCAGCUCCAGUGGCAGAGGACCAAGGAUUGAGGUUUGGGACCUGAAGGUCCAGUGUGUGCCUUUGACCUCUUCCCUGAACUUGGGUGACCAGUCCCCGCCUUCCUCCUGCUAGUGCUCCACCCCCUGCACUUGGAUGACCAGUUUCCUGCCUGCCUUCUGCUGGUGCUCCACCCCCGGCCACCGGGGCCACCUGCCAGGCUGGGCCACCACUCUGAGGAGGGUGGGAGGGGCCUCUCUGGAUUGAACCAGGACAGAAACAUGGUGAGGGCCCCCACCACACCUCCCUAGUUGAAUCAGGAAUGGAGGGAGCCAGGCAGGACCCUACCUGGGGUCCUGUGCCCCUCGUUCUGGGUCUCCUUUGCAGGCACAAGACACCAGAAGGAGCAUGCCUUUCUGGUAGUCUUUGGUGAUGUCACUGCUGGGAGGUGGCUGUCCUGUGGACCACCUGGCCUCCAGACCCACACUCACAGUCUGAAAAAGUCCUGAAAAUCCCCGGGUGGGCACUCCCUGGAGCCCAGGCAGCUCCCCUAGCGGACUGGCCAGACCUGCCCUCUCCUCCCCGUGUCUGGGUCUUCAGGUUUCAGUUUGGUCUUUGGUCAUUUGAGUUGUGCCGGGGCAACGCCAGGAAGCCCCAUGGGUAACCUCUGCUGCGCGCUCCUUCCCAGGCGGCACCAUGGAUUCCUCUGGGGCCAGUGCAUGCCCAGAAAAGCCUGGGCUACACAAGACAGUCUCUUUCUCGAGGACACUUGGAAAGAUGACUUGAAUGUGGGUGCUUGGCUUCUCUGGUCCCAGCUUGCCCUCCGGGCAGCAGGGGCUCUGUCUUGUCCCAGAUGAGCUGAGCCCGAGAGGAGGGCUUUCCCAGCCCUGGGACCCUCCGAGGUGGGUGUGCGGGUCUCACAGGUGCUUCCUGGGACUUCCUGUGGCAGCACAGGGCUUGCCUUUGUCUUCUGUUCCCGGUGGAAAGCCAUGGGAGAGGAAGCUUCUCCAAGUAUCCGAGCCCGUUCACCCUCCUCUCUUUGGUAGCUUGUGAAUGUGCCAGGUGUUUUGAGGUGGGCUUGCCUUCCGGCAGCAUGGACUUUGUUAAAAUAAUAGGCGGAAAGAAGAGGCCUGGGAAGUGCCCCUAGUCUAUUGGAAUGUCCUGGCCACAGGGUCAUGUCAGCUGCCAGUUCUCGUCUCCCCUCCCGGAGUUGCUCGGUCUCACCAAGCCGCCUGCCCACCUGUUCUGGCGGCUCCAGUGCAGGUUGUCCCAGCCCCACUGCUUUGAUUC
Mandrillus leucophaeus (drill) is the source of this 1965-nucleotide messenger RNA. RefSeq names its product FERM domain-containing protein 8-like. The record is from RefSeq and is a predicted model, not a curated record. NCBI's taxonomy places the organism in Eukaryota, Metazoa, Chordata, Mammalia, Primates, Cercopithecidae. The transcript has 2 exons. Bases 40 to 354 code for a protein of 104 amino acids.